This is a messenger RNA of Penicillium argentinense, 2511 nucleotides long. RefSeq names its product SLC26/SulP family anion transporter. Gene Ontology annotation, molecular function: secondary active sulfate transmembrane transporter activity. Gene Ontology annotation, cellular component: membrane. The record is from RefSeq and is a predicted model, not a curated record. The transcript is spliced from 2 exons. Lineage: Eukaryota; Fungi; Ascomycota; Eurotiomycetes; Eurotiales; Aspergillaceae. Gene Ontology annotation, biological process: transmembrane transport. The coding region runs from base 1 to 2511 and encodes 836 amino acids.
AUGGCUGGUGAGCGAGCCUCCAAGGUCGGCAACGCCCUCGCCAAGGGCUUGGGCAUCAAGGUCGCCUACCGCGACCCCAUGGGAGCCAACGACCCCGUCACCCGCGGCGAAUCGACCUUCUCUGUCGGCACCGUCGACACCUACUCCUACAACGAGCCCGAGCCCACCAGCGUGGAAUGGAUCCGCGAAAUCACGCCCUCCUUCAAGCAAUUCGUCAAUUACCUCAUCUCCCUCUUCCCGUUUCUCAAUUGGAUUGGCCGCUACAACCUCCAAUGGCUCAUCGGUGACUUGGUGGCCGGUAUUACCGUCGGUGCCGUCGUCGUGCCCCAGGGCAUGGCCUACGCUAAAUUGGCCGAACUGGAUGUGCAAUUUGGGCUGUAUUCCUCGUUUAUGGGUGUUUUGAUCUACUGGUUCUUUGCCACGUCCAAAGAUAUCACCAUCGGACCCGUGGCGGUCAUGUCCACCUUGACGGGUGAAAUUGUGCUCCAGGUUCAAGCCCAAUAUCCCGAUAUCCCCGGCAACGUAAUUGCCUCGUGUCUCGCUGUGAUCCUGGGCGGCAUUGUCUGCUUCAUGGGUCUCAUCCGCUUGGGUUUCAUCGUGGACUUCAUUCCCCUGCCGGCCAUCUCCGCGUUCAUGACUGGAUCGGCCCUGAACAUCUGCUCUGGCCAGGUGAAGACCAUGCUGGGUGAAACCGCCGACUUUUCCACCCGCGGUGCGACCUACCUGACCAUUAUCAACACGCUGAAGUACCUCCCUACUUCCACCAUUGAUGCGGCCAUGGGUGUGACUGCUUGUGCGAUGUUGUACAUUAUCCGUUCAGGCUGCACGUACGCCGCGAAGAAGCACCCAUCCAAGGCGAAGAUUUGGUUUUUCGCCUCGACGCUCCGCACCGUCUUUGUGAUCUUGUUUUAUACCAUGAUCAGUGCCGCCGUGAAUCUGCACCGCGAGACCCCCAUGUUUUCCCUUCUGGGCCACGUGCCUCGCGGUUUCCAAAAUGCCGCAGUGCCCAACAUGGACCCAAAAAUCAUUCGCGCCUUCUCAGGCCAACUUCCGGCUGCUGUGAUCGUCCUUCUCAUCGAGCACAUCGCCAUUUCCAAAUCUUUCGGUCGUGUCAACAACUACAGCAUCGACCCCUCGCAGGAAUUUGUUGGUAUCGGUGUCACUAACCUGCUGGGUCCUUUCCUCGGUGGUUACCCGGCCACUGGCUCCUUUUCCCGAACCGCCAUCAAAUCCAAGGCCGGCGUGCGCACCCCUUUGGGUGGCUGUAUCACUGCCGUCGUGGUGUUGCUUGCCAUCUACGCUCUUCCCGCCCUCUUCUACUACAUUCCGCAGGCGUCUUUGGCCGGUGUCAUCAUCCACGCUGUCGGCGAUCUGAUUACCCCACCCAACGUGGUGUACCAGUUCUGGCGUGUUGCCCCUCUCGAUGCCAUUAUUUUCUUCAUUGGUGUUCUUGUGACGGUCUUUUCUUCCAUCGAAGAUGGCAUCUACUGCACCAUCUGUGUCUCCGUGGCAGUUCUGCUUUUCCGCGUGGCUAAGGCUCGCGGCCACUUCCUCGGCCGAGUGACUAUUCACUCUGUGGUGGGAGACCACCUGCUGGACGGCGAUGGCAAAUACGGAUCCUUCGGAACGACCAAGUCUCCUUCCGAAGAUGAAGAGGAUCACACUCGCUCCAUCUACUUGCCCAUCAACCACACUGAUGGUUCCAACCCUGAAGUCGACAUCGAACAGCCCCACCCCGGUAUCUUCAUCUACCGCUUCUCCGAGGGAUUCAACUAUCCCAACGCCAACCACUACACCGACUACCUGGUUCAGACCAUUUUCAACAGCACCCGACGCACCAACCCCAACGCUUACGCUCGACCGGGUGACCGCCCAUGGAACGACCCGGGGCCGAAGCGUGAGAAGGACCGUCAAGAGGCCCUUGAAGAUCCUCGGCCACUUCUGCAGGCUAUCAUCUUGGAUUUCUCCUCGGUCAACAAUGUCGACACGACUUCGAUUCAGAACUUGAUUGAUGUGCGCAACCAGUUGGAUAUGUAUGCAUCGCCACGGUCCGUGCAAUGGCACUUUGCCCACCUCAACAACCGCUGGACCAAGCGUGCGCUUGCCGCCGCCGGAUUCGGUUACCCGACUCCCGCUUCGAGUGAGGGCUUCCACCGCUGGAAACCUAUCUUCAGUGUGGCCGAGAUCGAGGGUAGCUCUUCUGCUGCCGCUCACGCCGAAAUGAUGACCAACGAGCACCAGCACCACCAGCCCCACGAUGAUCUGGAGGCUGGCCUGAAGAGUGAGCACACGACCAGCGAGCUCGAGACCAAGGGCAUCGACACUUCUUCCGAGGAUAGCACUGUCAUCCGUGAGGACAAGCUUCAGCGCGAUUUGACCGACAGCAAGGCCUACCGCAGCCGUCGCAAGGUCGCUCUGGUCCAGGGCAUGAACCGACCCUUCUUCCACAUCGAUCUAACCAGCGCCCUUCAAAGCGCGGUGGCCAACUCAUCCGAGGAGAUCCCUCUCUAA